AUGCUAUUAACUCCAGACGUUCCUUCAAAGCAAACGGUAUGUCAGGUAUGUGCUUAAAUGGAUGAGUGGAAGCACGGGCAGCAAGAUGGCGAUUUUUGAGCUCCCGACAAAUUGAAUGUUAAAAGUGAAAUAUUUUCACAAUAACUUCACAUUCUUUGUUUGUUUUUCGUUAAUUCUAACCUUUACAAAGACCUUCAUCUAAAGAUGGAUGAAAAGAUGCUUACAAAUCUUAUUGAGAAGCUUUUAGACAAGAAACUUAAUCCUAUCCUUGAGACCCUCGACGAAGUAAAAAACAAGGUGGCCACAAUCGAUAAAAUAGAGCAAUCUCUAUCAUUUCUGAGCGAUAAAUAUGAUGAUCUCCUUCUAAAAGUGAUAGCUAUGGAAGAUUUUAACAACGAAUUAGCUAAAGAAAAUAAAUUCCUUAAAGAAUCUCUACUUAGUUCUACCAACAACAUUGAGUUGAUGAAACAAGAUCUGAAUAACCUAGAACAGUACUCUAGGAGAGAAUGCCUUGAAAUCCGAGGUAUACCGGUGCUACCCGGAGAAAAGACAAAUGAAAUUGUUCGGAAAGUUGGUGAAGUAAUUGGUAUUGCAAUUGAAUCUAACGACAUAUCCAUAAGUCAUCGUCUGCCUGCUAAUCGAAAUAAUAGUCGAAACACGGAACCCGCCAUUAUCGCCAAAUUUAUUCGGCGUGAUAUUCCAGAUCAACUGUACAAGGCAAGGAAGAAUCUCCGUCAAAUUACAACACGAGAUAUUGGUAUUCUCAGAACUGCUGAACGUAAAAUUUAUAUAGCAGAAAGCCUAACCCAGGCAAACAAGAAAUUAUUUAACAAGUGCCUCGAAUUCAAGAAACAGCAACAUUAUAAGUUUAUCUGGACAGUAAAUGGAAAGAUUUUUUUACACAAAGAUGAGUCUAGCCCUUCAAUUGGUAUCACACACAUCAGAGACAUUCCAAUGGCUGGAUAA
This is a messenger RNA of Paramuricea clavata, 966 nucleotides long. The record is from the annotation of a GenBank genome assembly. Lineage: Eukaryota; Metazoa; Cnidaria; Anthozoa; Malacalcyonacea; Plexauridae.